UUUUUUACGAGAAUUUAAGUCAAAACAUAAGGUUUAACGAAUUCAUAUUAUUGCGUAAAUGGGGGAGAAAAGUCCAUUUUUACAGCUGUAGUGAUGUUGGAGCCCCACAAUAAACACACCGGUCGGCAAAAGUAUCGACCCCACCACAUCUUGACAAAGAGUGUAGGACUAGUCUUCACCAGGAUAAUAUAUGGGCCAUAAGGACUAAAGCCCAAUCUCAGCCCAUAAUCUUUAAGAAAGUCUCUAGCUGAGACAGAGGUCUCUGCAAGCGUCGACGAAAUGAUAACGGCGAUGGUGUCUCCCGGAGCCGAGCUGAAACCACACAAUGCUACGAUACAGUUGCUGCAUUUCAAAUCGCUCUUACGAGGCGAAACAACCUUCGUUCUAUAGGGCGCAGCGCCGUGUUUGCUCUGGUCGCAUCAUCACCCUUUGCAGUGGUGGUGGUGCCACUGCCGUCUCCUCUCCCCGCCUCCGUGAUCUCGUUUUCGUAGUGAACCCUCAAGGAGCUAAUGGUAGAACAGCUAAGGAAUGGAAGAAGUUGCUUCCUUACCUUCGAACUCGUCUUGGUGAAGACUGUAAUAUAUGUGAGUCCUUAACAUCUGGUCCUUCUCAUGCCAUUGACAUUACAAGAGAGGCUAUUAGGGAUGGUGCAGAUGCUGUCAUUGCGGUAGGAGGUGAUGGAACAUUGCAUGAGGUUGUGAAUGGCUUCUUUUGGGAAGGGAAACCUGUCUGUAAUCUCAAUAGCGAAGGUAGCCACUCGGCUGCACUUGGUCUGAUUCCGUUAGGUACUGGUUCGGAUUUUGCUAGAACAUUUGGUUGGAAGAAUGAUCCUUGUGAAGCGGUGGAGCGCAUUGCUAAAGGUAUGCCACUGAAUACAUUCCAGGAGUUAGGACUUAACAGCUCAUGUGUGAUUAUGUUCUCAUAUGAUAUGAUGAUACCACAUAAUCUGCAUUAUUCAGGGAUACGAUCACGGGUUGAUGUCGGUGUUAUCGACCAGGAAGGAAGGGAUUCGCAUUACUUCAUUAACGUUGCUGAUGUUCAUCUGAGUGCAAAGGCAGGCUUUUACGCUUCAAAGUACAAGAAAUUUGGAAGCUUGUGCUACGUAAUUGGUGCCCUCCAAGCUUUUAUGGGACAUCACAAUCGAGAUAUGAGAAUCAAGGUCAAUGGGGGUGAAUGGGAAGUAUAUCCUCAAGUCACCGCUCUCUGCGUUGGAAACGCUAAAUACUUUGGUGGAGGAAUGAAAAUCACUCCCAACGCUUCCCCUGGAAAUGGAAACCUUGAGGUUGUGGUUCUUCAGGACUUCAAGUGGUAUGACUUCAUACUGAAACUUCAUAAGCUAUACAAUGGGACGCAUCUCUCAGUUAACAAUGUGAGCUCAAGAAGUGUACAAAGUAUAGAAGUUGAGGAGGUUUCAGAGAGUGGAAGCAUCUAUGUUCAGUCAGAUGGAGAACAUCUUGGAUUUCUACCUAGAAAGUUUCAGGUUUUACCCGGUGCCAUCGACAUGAUCAGCUGAUUCACAACCGCACAUUGCCAAGAAAGUGUGGAAGAAGACUCGAAUCAUACAUUCAACUUCUUUUUUGUUCAGUCUGUAGAGAUGAUUCUUCUUAUUUAAAUGUUGGAUUCAUUGUUUAAACCAAUCAGAGUUCAACACAAAUAUCUUCUCUUUUCU
Messenger RNA from Brassica rapa (field mustard), 1669 nucleotides. RefSeq names its product sphingoid long-chain bases kinase 2, mitochondrial. The record is from RefSeq and is a predicted model, not a curated record. Gene Ontology annotation, molecular function: ATP binding; kinase activity. Gene Ontology annotation, biological process: phospholipid biosynthetic process; phosphorylation. NCBI's taxonomy places the organism in Eukaryota, Viridiplantae, Streptophyta, Magnoliopsida, Brassicales, Brassicaceae.